This is a messenger RNA of Amaranthus tricolor (Joseph's coat), 1501 nucleotides long. RefSeq names its product mediator of RNA polymerase II transcription subunit 18. The coding region runs from base 361 to 1032 and encodes 223 amino acids. Gene Ontology annotation, biological process: termination of RNA polymerase II transcription; regulation of transcription by RNA polymerase II. Gene Ontology annotation, cellular component: mediator complex; core mediator complex. NCBI's taxonomy places the organism in Eukaryota, Viridiplantae, Streptophyta, Magnoliopsida, Caryophyllales, Amaranthaceae. The record is from RefSeq and is a predicted model, not a curated record. The transcript has 7 exons. Gene Ontology annotation, molecular function: transcription coregulator activity.
UGACUUUUUUUUAGGUCAUGAGUAAGGAUGGCCUAAGAUUUUCCCUCGGUGGUUUCUGUUCAUCUCCUUGAAACCUCAAACCUGUACCGCCAUUGAUACUUCAUCAGCAUUCAGCAAGCUCUACCACCAAUUAUCCAUCUUCUACAAUAGUAUUGAAGUUAUACUUAUUCUCUACUGCCAAAUCGUGGUUCUGGACAUCAGCUGAUGAAAGGGAGGGCUAGGUGAGAUUUGAUCGCAGGACCUCGUUUGGAAAGACGCUACUUGCUCCAACCAAGACCGUUAAUAGUGGAGUUAAUUGUCUAAAAUUAAUUGCAAGGAUUGUGAAUUUGUCUUUGAUUUGAGUUUGGUGAAGCAAUUGCUAUGGAGUGUGUUGUUCAGGGAAUUAUUGAGACCCAGCAUGUGGAAGCGCUUGAGAUUCUUCUUCAGGGGCUUUGUGGAGUCAAUAAGGAGCAAUUAAGGAUCCAUGAAUUAUGCUUAAAAAGCAGCCCAAACCUUGGAUUUGUUUCUUCUGAGGUUCGACUUAUCUGUGAUCUGGAGCAGCAGCCUGAGCCUGCAUGGAUUUGUGCAUGCAGGACUGUUCGUCAUAUUGGUGGUGCAAUGAGAGGUUCUGGCGCUGAACAGAUCUCUGUUCUUGUCCGGACAAUGGUAGAAAGCAAAGCUGGCAAGAACGUCAUCCGCUUGUUUUAUUCACUAGGCUAUAAAUUGGAUCAUGAGCUUUUACGGGUGGGUUUUUCCUUUAGCUUCCAUAGGGGCGCUCCGAUCACUGUUACUGUCUCAUCUGUCAAUAAGUUGCCAAAAUUGCAUGCAAUUGAUGAAGCUGAGCCAGUCACAUUGGGCAUACAACUUGUCGAAAUCACAGCUCCUGCUACAGCCGAUAACUAUGCUGAAGUUGUGACAGCUGUCUCGUCCUUCUGCGAAUACCUUGCUCCGCUGUUGCAUUUGUCAAAACCUGGUGUAUCAACAGGGGUAGUCCCAACUGCUGCUGCCGCUGCUGCGUCUCUGAUGUCUGAUGGUGGUGGCACUACUCUUUAGCUUCUCAUGAGCUGACAGGUUAUGCAUGUUUUUUUUGUACUUCAUCUCUUCAGUUUUCCAUGUCAUAUCUAGUACACGUGUUCAAAAGAAAUAACACUAAUACAGACGUGGAAGCGUGGCUACAAGACCAGCCGUAGCUGCGAGUAAUAUAUCGUCACCCCUGUGAAGUUCUCGAUGAAUGCUCUUGGCUUCACUGCAGCUUCUUGUAAUGUAAAAUUUUGCAUCAACUUGUUAUGGACCGACAUAUCCGAAGGAUUAAUAUGAAUCUAAGCAAAACAGAAAUGUAUUAAGAAUAUAUCAAUUUGUAUGAAAGUGUGGGUGAGUGAUUGUAUGAAUUGAAAUGUAAUAUGUAACUGUAUAACGUUGAUUGAACGUAACGGAAAGAAUGAUUACAGGCUCAUUCUCUCCAAAAGAGUAUCUCCAAAAGAGUAUAAACUCCUCUAAAAUCUAUUACACAAUUCUAUGAAUA